Molecule: messenger RNA, 5438 nt
Organism: Nerophis lumbriciformis (worm pipefish)
Lineage: Eukaryota; Metazoa; Chordata; Actinopteri; Syngnathiformes; Syngnathidae
Gene: alpl
Product: alkaline phosphatase, biomineralization associated
Biological process (GO): dephosphorylation
Cellular component (GO): plasma membrane
Molecular function (GO): alkaline phosphatase activity
Source: RefSeq, a predicted model, not a curated record
CUUUCUUCUUUGCUGUCUCCAUUGUUCAUUGAACAAAUUGCAAAAGAUUCACCAACACAGAUGUCCAGAAGACUGUGGAAUUUUUGCGAUGAAAACAGACGACUUAAUAGCUGGCCACCAUGCUGUCCCAAAAUGUCCUCUACAAUCCGUGACAUCACGCGCAGACAUCAUCAUACCGAGACGUUUUCAGCAGGAUAUUUCGCGCAAAAUUUAAAAUUGCACUUUAGUAAGCUAACCCAGCCACAUUGGCAUGUGUUGCAAAGUUAAGAUUUCAUCAUUGAUAUAUAAACUAUCAGACUGCUUGGUCGGUAGUAGUGGGUUUCAGUAGGCCUUUAAGCUUCAAGGGAAUGCAGGUUAUUUGCUGUAAUUGAGGUGAUCACUAUUAGUUUAGCCGAGGAUGGAUACACAUCAUUAGCUGCUAGCCACUUGUCAGCCGGAGAGGAUGUGUUUUUUUCACAAAUAACUCGAUAUCAAUCAACCCCGAGAAGAAAGAAGAUGUACUCCUUUCUGACACCAUGGAAAGAACUUGACUCGUCCUUUAAUGGCAUGAGGGAGGAUAAAAUACGUCAUUAAAGAGUGUAAAUAGUAUACUUUGUUUUGAGAUUUGGCUACAUCUUUGCCAAAAUCUACAUGGUUUAAAACGUGGUGGUUUGGAGGUCACUUGAGUGUCCUUCUGAGCGCUCCAAAUCCUAAUCCUAGUUUCUGAGUGUGAAGCAACAACAGCUUGAAAGGGAUGAGGAGAAGAGCAGAGCAGAGUUCGUACUCCGUCUCCACACUAGCAGGAUUUGAUUGGCUUUGUUCAACGCUUGGCGACGCCAUGGACCACGCGGUCUGGACCACGGCCCUGUCUGCUCUCCUGCUGAUGGCCGUGGUGGUCCUACUUUGCUACUUCACCUGCAGGCUGGGAGGGUCCCUGCCUCUGGGCGGGCCUGGGAACUUCUGAGGCUCUGCAGACAAGCUUCCUCGCUUUCCUCGCAGUCGCAGAUUCGAGGAAGAUAAAUCAACGCUGAGACGACAACAUGAAGUUAAAAGCGCAGCAACUCUUUAUCGUCUGCUGCGUCUUGUUUGCGGCGUGUUUGGGACAAGUCAACUUUCCUGAGCAAGAAAAGGAUCCUAACUUCUGGAGGUUGUGGGCCCAGCGCACCCUGCAGAACGCCCUGACACUGCAACGGCUAAACCAGAACAGAGCAAAAAACCUCAUCCUGUUCCUGGGCGAUGGGAUGGGCAUUCCAACGGUGACGGCCGCUCGGAUACUGAAGGGUCAGCUGAGCGGACAGUCUGGAGAGGAAACCCAGCUGGAGAUGGAAAAGUUCCCACAUGUGGCUUUGUCAAAGACAUACAACACCAACGCGCAGGUGGCGGACAGCGCUGGCACAGCCACAGCUUUCCUGUGCGGGGUCAAGGCCAACGAGGGCACGGUGGGCGUGAGCGCGGCCGCCGUGCGCUCGCAGUGCAACACCAGCCGGGGAAACGAGGUCACCUCCAUCCUCAAGUGGGCCAAGGAUGCAGGCAAGUCGGUGGGGGUAGUGACCACAACUCGCAUCAACCACGCCACGCCCAGUGCUGCCUACGCCCACAGCGUGGACCGAGACUGGUACUCCGACAACGAGAUGCCGGCGGAGGCGCUGCAGGCUGGCUGCAAAGACAUCGCAAGACAACUAUUUGAAAAUAUUCCAAACAUCGACGUUAUAAUGGGUGGAGGAAGGAAGUACAUGUACCCCAAAAACACCCCGGAUAUCGAAUACCCCAACAUUGGGAAACACAACGGCACGCGGAACGACGGCCGGAGCCUGGUGAAGGAGUGGGUCGACAAAAUGAAGGACAAAAAAGGCCGUUAUGUCUGGAACAAGUCACAGCUUUUAUCACUCAACCCCGGCAGCGUCAAUUACCUUCUCGGUCUAUUUGAACCCGCGGAUCUCAUGUACGACUUCGAGAGGAACCAGGACACGGAACCUUCACUCACAGAGAUGGUGGAAAUGGCCAUUAAGAUCCUCAGGAAGAACCCCAAUGGAUUUUAUCUGCUGGUAGAAGGAGGACGUAUCGACCACGCUCACCAUGAGGGCAAAGCCAAGUUGUCCCUGUACGAUGCCGUGGAAAUGGAUCGGUCAAUUGGCAGAGCGGGUCUCCUGACCAGCGAAUUCGAUACAAUGACCGUCGUCACUGCCGACCAUUCCCAUGUCUUCAACUUUGGAGGUUACACACACAGAGGAAACAGCAUUUUCGGCCUGGCCCCCGUGGUAAGUGAUGUUGACCAGAAGCCCUACACCGCCAUCGCAUAUGGGAAUGGACCAGGUUACAAGUUGGUCAACGGUGCAAGAGAGAACGUCUCCACCAUCAACUAUGACGACGCCCACUACAAUGCCCAGUCGGCCGUCCCUCUGAGCUCCGAAACGCACGGCGGCGAGGACGUGGCCGUGUUCGCCCGAGGUCCCAUGGCUCACCUGCUGCACGGCGUCCACGAGCAGAACUACAUCCCGCACGUCAUGGCGUACGCCGCCUGCAUCGGCAGCAACACAGCGCACUGCUCGGGCCAGAGCGGGACCGCCGCCGUGCGCCCCGUUCUUUCCGGCGUGGUCGCCGUGCUCGCAGUGGCACAACUUCUGUGCUGACAGCAGCUAACAAUUAGCCAUACCAUGUGGGCUUUUACUUUGAAAUUCCUCUUGUUUUGAGCACUAUGUUUGAACAUAACACAUUUAGAUUCGUCAGUCUGUAUAAUAACCCCGGAUGCACUGAUAUUGCCACACGAUCAGAGUCCUGUCAUAUUUUGUCUAUCUUGCUAACCUUUAGCGGGACAAUACGUUGUUGUGUUGACAUCUACCUCACUGGUGCAGCUAUGACAGGACAUGUGCUCAAAUUGUGUCGUUGUACUGUGCAAAAGUCUGAACUUAACAAGUUGACAGAGUGAAAGACAGUCGAGCAGGAUUACACACUCGAGUACGUAAGAAGGACGAGGGUCAAGCAAAAGAUGCAGAUUUUUAAUCAUUUGAGUCACUGGAGCGGUGGUGUCCAAAGACCGAGUUUUGUAAGAAAACGUUAGAAAAAUAGCACAAAAAUGUAAGUGUAAUGAGAAAAAGCUGAAUUGUUCAAACUAAUAGUAAUCAAUAAUACACUUAGUCAGCUAUAACACAAAAGUUUGUCGUUAAAUACACAAAACCCCAAACCAGUGAAGUUGGAACGUUGUCUAAUUUGUAAAUAAAAACAGAAAACAAUGAUUUGCAAAUCCUUUUCAACGUAUAUUCAAUUGAGACCGCAAAGACAAGAUAUUUAAUGUUCGAACUGAGAAACUUAAAUUUAUUUUUGCAAAUAAUCAUUAACUUAGAAUAUAAUGGCAGCAACACUUUGCAAAAAAGUUGGCACUGGGGCAUUUUUACCACUGUGUUACAUGGCCUUUCCUUUUAACAACACUCAGUAAACGUUUGGGAACUGAUGAGACACAUUUUUGAAGCUUUUCAGGUGGAAUUCUUUCCCAUUCUUGCUUGAUGUACAGCUUAAGUUGUUCAACUGUCCGGGGUCUCCGUUGUGGUAUUUUACACUUCAUAUUGUGCCACACAUUUUCAAUGGGAGACAGGUCUGGAUUACAGGCAGGCCAGUCUAGUACCUGCACUCUUUUACUAUGAAGCCACGCUGUUGUAACACGUGGCUUGGCAUUGUCUUGCUGAAAUAAGCAGGGGCGUCCAUGAUAACGUUGCUUGGAUGGCAAGAUAUGUUGCUCCAAAACCUGUAUGUACCUUUCAGCAUUAAUGGUGCCUUCACAGAUGUGUAAGUUACCCAUACCUUGGGCACUAAUACACCCCCAUACCAUCACAGAAGCUUGCUUUUCAACUUUGCGCAUGUUGCACAUGUUGCAGGCAUCAAAUUCCAAAUGAGCUAAUAUUUGCAAAAAAUUACAAAGUUUUCCAGUUCGAACGUUAAGUAUCUUGUCUUUGCAGUCUAUUCAAUUGAAUAUAGGUUGAAAAGGAUUUGCAAAUCAUUGUUUUCUGUUUUUAUUUACCAUUUACACAAGGUGCUAACGUCACUGGUUUUGAGGUUUGUAAUAAUGUUCAAAAAUACACUUAGUCAGCUAUAACACAAAGUUUUGUCUGUAAAUAUAAAUUAACUAAAAAAAUAUCAAAAUGGCCCCUGCCGACUUAAAUUUUCAGUAUGCGGCCCUUGGUGGAAAAGACACCCCUGAUCUAACAUAUUAGAAACUCCCAAGAUAAAAAUAUAAACAAAGUUUAGUUACUUAAUUAAAAUAGAAAAGUAAUACUAAUGAAUGAAUUUGAAAAAUGACAACAACAAUAAUAAACUAUGAUAUAUGGGGAACUGAACAUUAAUAUUUUAUUAUCCUAUUCUUGCAGCGGAAAAAUAACAUGAAAAAGAAUGUAAUGAGAAAAAGCUGAAAUGUUGUAACAAAUAACAAAAUACUUGGUCACCUAAAACAAAAAGUUGACACAAAGUUGUGUCUUUGAACAUACAAUACUGUAUAUAAUCAAUCAAUCAAUCAAAAUGUAUUUAUAUGGUCCUUAAUCAUAAGUGUCUCAAAGGGCUGUACAAGCCACAACGACAUAUAUAAAUACAAUAACAAAAUGGCCCCUGCACACUUGGAUUUUCAGUGGAAAAAGACAUCCCUGAUCUAAAAUAUUAGGCGCUCUCGGAAUAAAUAUAAACCUAUAAAUAAAGUAGUGAAUGUUAUUUACGAACUUAUGAAAAAGCACCCACCUGUUCCCAAUUUGCCUGUUCACCUGUGGGAUGUUCCAAAUAAGUGUUUGAUGAGCAUUCCUCAACUUUAUCAGUAUUUAUAUUAUUAAAAUCAUUUCUUCCAAGGGGGGAAAAACAGUAAAAAUGGAAGGAAAAAAGCUAAAUUGUUCUAACUAACGAUGAUAUACUUAGUCACCUAACACACAAAGUUGACACAAAGUUGUGUCUUUAAUAAUACCUGUUUAGCUUUUUUUUUUAACAAAAAAAUAUCAAAAUGGCCCCCGUAUAAUGUGACUUUUCAGUUUGCGGCCUUUGGUGGAAAAAGGUUUGGACUUCCCUGCACUAGAACAUCAUCCUCCCUUGGGGGGGUCUGCACGACCCUCCAUGACAUGCUUGUUGUGUAAAAACAACACAUCCCUCUUAAGACUUCUGCACGCUAUGACGUGAAUAAAUGGACACCAACUUUUGUAGUGUUAACUGUUUCGAAACCAACAUUUCUAAUUUCUUGUACUUUUCCAUCACCCCUGUGGUUGUAGUGAGCCAUGUCCUAGAAUUGUCCGUCUGCUGGCACAAUGGCGGGCUCCUCACGCUGAACGCAGCAAAAAAAGGGUUUCUUCCAGACUGUAUUUUUUUCCCCAUUUUAUUAAACAAUCAACAUGAAAGUUCCAACAUCUUCCUUUCUUCACACAACUACAGCAUGUGUGAAGACUACAAGGUCAUAUUUCCACUUCAAAACUUACAAUAAAAUACAAAAAAUGUUC